ACCAUUUCUAUUAUCAACAAGGUUUUCAAGAUGACCACAUGUGGGGAAGCUCCCAAUAGCGCAUAUCCCGAUCUAUAAAAGAGAUUGGAAACGUAUUUGCGAAGAGUGUACUGCCUUAAAGAAAUCGAUACUAAAAAUGAGUACGAUCCAAAUGAUGUGGAGUAUUUUGGGGUUCUGAGCUUAAACGAUAUUCGAACGCCACGCCGUAAAUAUGGCCAAAGGAAUAUGUACGAACUGUUCAGAAAACCUGUGUAUACAGGGGCCGGCAUGCGAUCCCGAGUGAAGAACCACUUCAAAGGACUCAAGUGGCAUGUGAAAGGAAACAUAUUGGAAGCCCCCUCAGACAGCUCCUUUAAUGAUGAAAAAGUGGUAAACACAAUCGCAGAUUUAUAUAAGGACGAAAGGGGGAAAUAUUACGACUACCUUAUGUCUAGGAGUAACCUGUAUAAGUCGUACACAUAUCUACAAAUUAAUGCAUAGCAGAUGUUCAUUUCUAUAUAAGAAUUCUUAGAAUCAAGCU
This is a messenger RNA of Drosophila erecta, 520 nucleotides long. RefSeq lists its product as uncharacterized. Lineage: Eukaryota; Metazoa; Arthropoda; Insecta; Diptera; Drosophilidae. The transcript is spliced from 2 exons. The record is from RefSeq and is a predicted model, not a curated record.